Molecule: messenger RNA, 1076 nt
Organism: Lampris incognitus (smalleye Pacific opah)
Lineage: Eukaryota; Metazoa; Chordata; Actinopteri; Lampriformes; Lampridae
Gene: cfap77
Product: cilia and flagella associated protein 77
Exons: 7
Coding region: 303-935 (210 amino acids)
Source: RefSeq, a predicted model, not a curated record
UGCUACUUCCUGAGUGUAGCUGCGCAUGCGCAGCCUUGCUAGUCGUACGAAUACCACCGCCUGCAGGUGACUGUGGGAAAUGAGGCAAUGAGAGUGGUUGCGUUGUUUUAUCAGCGUCGCUUUACAGAAAAACAAUAUUCCUUUUACACGUAUUCAGGAUUUAUCUUAUUUUCCUUUCGAGUCGGGAAGCUGUGAGUUUAAAAGUAACAACUCUUGGGAAUAUCUGGGGAGAUUGUUUUUCUCCUCGCAUGUUUCGCGUCCUGUUCCCAUAGCGACGAAGACGGGAGAGCUGUCUGUUGUAGAUGACGUCCCCUGGUGUAGGCGUGGUUAGAGAUCCGACGCUGACCAAUCCACGGCCCGUCAGGGCCUCCCUGGGUGAGAGCCGGUCCCAUGGCAUGCCCUGUCCCAGUCCGAACUUUGUCUACGGAACUAGAACAACAGUGAGAGAUGGAGGGGUAGCAGAAGCUCUGUCCUCCUGGCGGAUCCAGUCAGCGUGUCGGCAUGGUGGCGUUGGAUCCUCUCAGCCGCUGAAGACUGAUUUCGUGUCUCUGAACAGAGAUGGGGUAAAGGCUGGUCUGGUCACCAGCAAAGAAGUCAGCCAAUACCGAGCCCAGCGGACCAGAUCCAACCAGAAUCAGAACCAGAAUCACAGAAACCAGGACAGGGCCAGCAGCACCCGCCAAUCAAACCAUGGUCCUGGAGACAAAGACGAGACGUUUGGAAUUAGAACAAGUUCCUCCCCUCCUCUCUCAGAACUGUUGGCUCAUCAGUACGGUCGACAGUGGUUGGAGGAACAACAGACCAGAAAUCAGAACCAGCAGAACUUUAGAAAGCUUGCCAUGGUUCCACACACCAGAACCAGUUUGUUGAGGAGGAGCAAAGCGUUUCCCCAGUCUGGACCUCUGUUUAAACUCUCCCGAUACACACAGCUGUGAUCACAACUCCAAAAGCUCCUGUAAAGUCUCCCUGGAACAAAAAAUGAUUGUGUCAUCCACAAAUAAAAUUAAUUUCAAUGGACUUGAUACCUUACACAUGUCAUUGAUACACAGAACAAAUAAUUUAGGGCCUAAUACUGA